CCUGUCCUAAAGCUGAAAAAUGGGCUGUGAUACUUUGUGUGAAAAUGUAUUUUGAACAGAGUUGUGACAAGAUAUUUUCGGGCUCCUGAUGGUCUUCUCCUGUCAUUCAGUUUGCAGUGAAGUGAUUCACUAAGAGUGUAAAUUGAGAAGCAUUUCAGGUUUAAUCAAUGGGACACUAAUCUGAUUGAACAAAUCCAGCAGUCAGUCUCUCAGUCUAAUGGUCUGAUCUUCACAGGAUUGUUGACUGAACUAGUCAAGACAAUCCAGAGCUCUGCUAAACCCCCAGGCUUGUGACCUGGAUAGCACUACAUGCGGAAUAAAACUAAGCCUAGAAUAAAGAAACAUGGCUGCCCAGACCACGUGCAGCACAUCAGAAGUGACGGGGAGGAGUUAGGAAGGGCUUGUUUUCUGGGACGUGAUGUGCAGCAUGGCCAUUGUUCAAACAAGAAAGAUCUUCAAGAGGAGGGCUUCCUCAGGCUGUUUAUGUCAAGCCAGAAACACAAGCUCCCCAGCUCCUCAGCCCAUCACAUCGCUCUCCCAGUGGAGCAAGAAGGCCUCGCCAAGGUAAUGGAUCCUGUAUCCAUCAGCGCUGCUUGGAGAAUUCUCAUCAGACGAAGCAGAGCGUUGCCCUGGUGACGCAACCGACGUGUCUGAUUGGGCGUUGGCUGCUCUUGGUCUGCUGAGAUAAGUGCAUUUCAGUUUGGGUGGAGAGAGAAGUGGGUGGGGUCUUCUAGACAGCGUGCAGGGAGAGAGAAACGACGAGGACUGAGGAGAACGGGAGUAGGAUGACAGGAAGUCUGGAUCUCUCAGCGUAGGAUUUCCUCUUCAUCACAGAGCUGGAGCUGAGGUGGAAUCCUGAUCUGUGUAACUGGAAGAACAAAGAAGGGAGUUUUAUAGUUUUCCUCAGUCAUGCAAAAGGCAGGGACGGCCCCGUCUUCCCGGGGUCCAAGUGCUCCUGGAUCCCCAGCCACCUCUAUUGUGGCACGAAUGGACAAUCAGGUCAUUGGAUAUAAAGACUUGGCCGCCAUUCCCAAAGACAAAGCCAUACUUGAGGUGGAACGGCCAGAUCUGAUGGUGUACGAGCCGCAUUUCAAUAUCUCAGCCCUGGAUCGAAUGGGUCUCUCCAGAAGCAGAGAGAGAUCAAUGUCACCUCAUUCUAUCUCGCCCCCUCCUUCCCCUGAGAUAUUUGCCUCAAAGGAGUCGAAGGAGUGGCCAGAGCAGGGGUCUCCAGGAGGAUCCAACAUGGGCUCCACGGUGCAGCUCCGCAAAAUCAGCUCUGCCUCCAAAGGCCCCAUGCAGCACUUCCACACACCAGACAGUGGCACCAACAUCUAUAAGAAGCCACCAAUUUACAAACACGACAGAGAGACUGUAAUGUCUCAUAAUAAACAGGAUGUCAUCAUUGAGUCCUCCAAGUUCCCAGCAGCCCAACCACCUGAUCCUAACCAGCCUUCAAAGAUAGAGACAGAGUACUGGCCCUGUCCACCCUCUCUAGCUACUAUGGAGAUCGAGUGGAGGAAGAAGGCAGCCGAGCAGGGAAAACCAGUGGAGGACGAUGAGUUUGAAGACCUGACUGAAGAUGCAAAGAGACUACAAGAACAGGAACUUCAGAAGAUACAGUCCAACUUGGGCAAAUUGAUCCUGAAGGAGGAAAUAGAGAAAUCAGUGCUCAUCCGUAGAAAAACACGUUCCCUGCCAGAUGGGACAAACAUACAUUUGGGAUCAUCAGCCAGUGCUACUAAAUCUGCCUCUUUACCUCCUUGCAGUCGAACAGGCCUCACAAGGCUGCAGUCCGCAGACUUUACCUCCACAGACAAUGGCAAACUAAAAACAGGUGUACAGAAUGGCGAUUCACAGAGUGGGAGAAUGGACAGAGGAAACUCUCUUCCUAGUAUUCUGGAACAGAAGAUAUAUCCAUAUGAAAUGCUAGUUGUGACCCACAGAGGGCGCAGUAAACUUCCUCCAGGUGUUGACAGAACCAGAUUAGAGAGGCAUCUGUCUCCAGAAGAGUUCGAGAGCUUAUUUGGAAUGUCCAUCACAGACUUUGAUCGUCUGUCACUAUGGAAACGGAAUGACCUGAAGAAGAAAGUGUCCCUUUUCUAACAUUUGGACAUUUUGGACUUGGACACUGAAACACUCUCCCUCCAGAGAUGCUAGUAAUAUCCACUCUAAUCUAAUACGGAUGCUAUGCAGACAUUUCAAGAUAAGCAAGGAAGGUGACGCAGCAUUACCAGAUGUUAUUUCAAUCACAUAUACAGCAGUCUCUCUCUCUCUCUAUAUAUGUCUCUGGUGUACAUAAUAAAGACAGGAUGAAGAUUCUCGCAUCCCCUACUGUCGCUCCAUAUCUGAAAACUGGGAUUAUUAGUGAUGGAAUAUCAAUUUCAUAAACUGCUCCAACCCUUUCUUUACGCCUUAUGUCUAUUUCAAAUUCUUAAAGUGCCCAGAGAAGUUUAUAAUAAUAGGCCUAUAUAUUUACACAAAGUUUAAAUUGUAAACCAUCACUUUUUUCAACUGUGUUCACUGAUAUUACACUAUAAACUUAAUUUAUUGUAUCCCAAACAUGUAUGACACUGUACAUAUCUCAUGUUAUUUUUGUCUGUUCCUGGUGUUGAUUCAGUUCAGUUUUAACAAUCACUAGAGGAACAGUUCUCACACCUAGAAGAAAUCAAAUGUUCUUUAUCAUUCAUUAAAAAAUGCAUGGACACUGAGUCUACAUAAUUUAUUGAGUUUUACCGAUAAAAGGCACUGCGAUAUAUGACUCCUAUUCAUGCUAAUAGCAGCAGUGUUAUAUUGUGGACUAAUAUGAAAUAUCUAAGCUCAGGCUCACUGGAAAGCUCUGGCUUUUGGUUCUCAUACACUGUUUUUGUGCUCCAUGCAGUAGGUUGUAAUUACUGAACAACACUAGAAGAUCUUUGUUCCACAUGAAGCCACUAGCAAUCCAUUUACUUGGAUUUUGAUGUCGAUGCAUACCUGCCUAGUUGCAUACCUGCUAUAGUUGGUCUCCAUUGUGGUGUCUUUUAAAAUGGCAUAGGUGUUAUCAAAUCAUGCACUGCUUAAUGGAGACCGUCCAACGAUUAUGUGUCUGGUCAUAGUUGUGUGUCUCAUCACCGUUUUUCUGUAACAAGUUUUUCUGUAAUGUUGAGAAAAUAAAAGCUUCAUGUUA
Molecule: messenger RNA, 3163 nt
Organism: Megalobrama amblycephala (Wuchang bream)
Lineage: Eukaryota; Metazoa; Chordata; Actinopteri; Cypriniformes; Xenocyprididae
Gene: dmtn
Product: dematin actin binding protein
Exons: 16
Coding region: 910-2103 (397 amino acids)
Biological process (GO): actin filament bundle assembly; cytoskeleton organization; lamellipodium assembly
Cellular component (GO): plasma membrane; actin cytoskeleton
Molecular function (GO): actin filament binding
Source: RefSeq, a predicted model, not a curated record